Messenger RNA from Grammomys surdaster, 2542 nucleotides. RefSeq names its product solute carrier family 25 member 21 (gene Slc25a21). The record is from RefSeq and is a predicted model, not a curated record. Bases 371 to 1267 code for a protein of 298 amino acids. The transcript is spliced from 10 exons. Gene Ontology annotation, biological process: transmembrane transport. Lineage: Eukaryota; Metazoa; Chordata; Mammalia; Rodentia; Muridae.
UUUACCUAAGGCAGCCCUUAGAUAAGCAGCCAGCUAAACAAACUCCGCGGGAGGUCUUGAUAGGCAGGAGCCCCUAUCUGGAAGCUCGAGGCUGACCCACGGAGCUAGGCCAAGUCUACCCAGCCCCCAGUUGUCAGUGUUCCCCUCCAGCGCCCCUGUGGAAAGAGCAGCCGCAGGCAGUGCUGAGCAAGUUCCGACCCUCUCCGCCGACCUCGCGGCGAGUCGGUGCCCGAACCGCCGCCUUUAGCUGGAGCGCAGCCACACGGGGAAGAGUUCAGCCCCAGGACCGACGGGGCCGGGACUCCAUCGGCGGCGGCCUUCAGAGGAGCUCGCUCGGACAACUUGGCCACUCGAUCCCCCGGUCGCGAAGAUGUCGGCCUCCAACGUCAGUUUGCUGCACGAGACCUCCCGGCAGGUCGCGGCCGGAGGGUCUGCAGGUCUUGUAGAAAUUUGCCUGAUGCAUCCUCUCGACGUGGUGAAAACCAGGUUCCAGGUGCAGAGAAGUGUAACAGACCCUCAAAGUUAUAAAAGCCUAAGAGACAGCUUUCGGACGAUCUUCCGGACAGAGGGGUUGUUUGGCUUUUACAAGGGAAUUAUCCCACCCAUUUUAGCUGAAACACCAAAAAGAGCAGUCAAGUUUUCUACCUUUGAGCUAUACAAGAAAUUUCUGGGAUAUAUGUCACUAUCACCAUGGCUGACGUUUCCCAUUGCUGGAUUAGGAUCUGGACUAACAGAAGCCGUCGUGGUUAACCCUUUCGAGGUGGUAAAAGUUGGUUUGCAGGUCAAUAGGAACAUGUUCACAGAGCAACCAUCUACUUUUGCUUAUGCAAGACAAAUCAUUAAGAAGGAAGGCUUGGGGUUCCAGGGCCUCAACAAAGGAUUUACUGCAACUCUGGGACGCCACGGAAUUUUCAACAUGGUUUAUUUUGGCUUCUACCACAACGUCAAAAAUACUAUUCCAUCCAGCAAGGAUCCAACCUUGGAGUUUUUGAGAAAAUUUGGGAUUGGUUUUGUCUCCGGGACAAUGGGCUCGGUCUUUAACAUCCCCUUUGAUGUCGUGAAGAGUAGGAUCCAAGGGCCUCAGCCAGUUCCUGGAGAGAUCAAGUACCGGAGCUGCUUCAAAACAAUGGAGAUGGUCUACCGGGAAGAAGGGAUUUUAGCCUUAUACAAAGGCCUGCUUCCCAAGGUGAUGAGACUUGGACCAGGCGGUGCGGUGAUGUUGCUGGUGUAUGAACAUACCUAUGCGUGGCUGCAGGAGAACUGGUGAUGGACUGAGAGGCGCCUUCCCCCUUGACGUAACAGAGAUGCGAUCUGCAGCCCCACGAAAAGAAGACAAGCUAGACACACCCGUUAGGAGGGGAAGACAGCCUGCUCAGGAGCAAAGCCUAUUCCGAUGUUUUGUAAUUUUUUAGUCAGAUUGACAUGGUAGUUUGGGCCGUGUACAUAACACUGUGAGAAAGAAACAUGGAGCAGUAAGGUUUGUAAGUUAGGGAUCCAUAGGGUAGAGCUCAGAUACAGUUCAUGAAAGCUAUGCAGAGUAUCUGACUCAAGCUGCUUCACCAUGAAAACUCGAUUAAUACUUUUUCUGAGAAGUCUAUAAAUCUGUAAAUUCUUGAAAAUAAGUUGUUCUGCAGCUAAUUUCCUGAGAAUUAUUCAAAGACUGAGGUAUAAGUCAAAAUUUAAACACAUUUUAUAAGGAACUACUUUUCCAUAAAUCAUAUUUUAAAAGAGAAGUAAGAAAAAAUUUAAAUACACCAAAACAGCCUUUUAAGAAUGUUUAAUUUUGUGAGUGCUGAGUUAAAAUGUGAGUCUAUUGGUUUUCUUUAGUAAUUAAUACACCCUCAGGCUCUAUUUCCCUAAAUGUAUUUUAUAUUUCACUUGGUGACUUAAGUGGGUAUUUUAAAAUCAUGCUACUUGAAGACUUUCUUUUACAUAGUUCGUUUUGAAAAACAAGAUUUGUUACUGAGUUGUUUGGGUUUUUUUCCUUUUUCUUUCUUUUUUUUGGGGGGGGUGUUAGGUCAUAAAUUGGAUGUACUCUGGACCCCUCUCUGUUGCCUGAGCUUGUCUCCAAACACCCAUCGUUAAAAAGAGUACAGGGAAAUAAAACUGUCUCCAGAUUUUCGGGUUUAAGUCACAUAUUGAAGUAUAAAACUAACUAUUUAGAAUAUUAAAAUGUCUACACUAAAUGGCAAACAUUUCAAAAGUGAAAAUACAUUCUUUAGUAUUCCCAAGUACUUGUGCACUAAUAUUCACUCCAAAAAGAAAAAGAUAGCUUUUUGGUCUUGAUGUACCACCCGAAGCUUAUUUUUAUGUCUGCACCUUGUAACAAGACUUCUCUAGUAGCUAAGGUCAAGAAGAAAAUCUCAACAUGUUUUAGACGACACCUGCUCUUUACUACUCCUGUGAGGUGUUUCUACAAGGGGCAAUCUCAGCAAAACAUUUCGAAAAUAAACAGUAAAGAUGACAUGGUAAUUAUUUGUAUUUAUUAAUUUAGAGCAUCUGAAGUAUAAAAAUAAAAGGCUUUUGACAUACUCUAUAUACA